Messenger RNA from Cinara cedri, 381 nucleotides. The record is from the annotation of a GenBank genome assembly. NCBI's taxonomy places the organism in Eukaryota, Metazoa, Arthropoda, Insecta, Hemiptera, Aphididae.
AUGAAAGCAAAAGAAAGAGUGGAAACCGUCUGGAAUCGCACUAACAAACUUUUACAUGACAAAAUUAAAAAAAUAGAAAACAAAUCUUUCAAAUCAUACUUAAGUGAACUUUCUGCAACGAAUAACAUUGUUUAUUCAUUAUGGAAGGCUACAAGCCGCAUGAAGAGUCCUAGAGCCUAUGUACCAACUAACCGAAUGGAAGAUGGAAGAUGGACACGCUGUGUACAAGAUAAAGCAGAUAUGUACGCACGUCAGUUAGAACGUGUAUUUCAACCAAAUGAAGUUGUUUCCGAACUCGACAUAGCUCAGUGCCAAACACUAAAUAAAAUACACGAUAAGAUAAAGCACUUUACUCCAGUUGAAAUCGCAAAAAAAAAUUGA